AUAAAACAGAGGGGGUUGCCACCGCGGAGCCAGAGUCUCGAUGCGUUGCCGCAAUAUCCACCAAGGCCCUACAGAACUUCUGCUUCUGGAAACGGUUCUCCGACAAGGAGGAGCCCGAGCCCCAUGAAGAAACCCAAUCAACUUCCCGGUACGCCGAGUAGUAUUAAGCGAGUAAGUAUGGAUCGAAGUGCUCCUCCGACGACAGGCGGGCGGCGUGGGUCAGCGUCAGAAGGCGAGGUGAAGACGGCGGCGGCAACGAAGAUAGCCACAGCAUCAAUCAUCGCACGUCCGCCUGUCUUAUUGAGGCAGGAUUCUGGCACUGCACCGGCUCCUAACCCCGGACCGAGUAUGCCACGGUCCAGUCCUUCGACCAAUCAUAUCACUGAAACCGCCGAACAAGGAUCGAGUGAAGCUAAAUUUGAAGAGCAACCCAACCAAAAUGUACCGGAUUUGCGCAAGCCCAGUCCUUUGGCUCAGAACCACCUUCCAUCGCCUCCAUCCUCUCCUGUUCGGUCACCGGAAACGACCCCAGCACGUCCCCCCGCACCCACUACUUCUCAAGUGUCCGCGCCGCCACUGUCUGUGCUCGAGUCGCCCGUUGCUGCACCAGCGCCUGCUGAAGCGGUUGUUCGCACUGCAACCCCUUUGCCGUUUGAAAAAGCCUCAUCCAAGACCCUGAAGUCUCGCCUGAGGCGAGCGCUUUCGUUUUCGUCUGCAUCAGCGUUGAAGACAUCUAGAGACUCUGCAUACACUACCGAUGACUUCGGUGCCGCAACAAAUCUUCCUUCUCGAGGGUUGUAUGCACAGGGUGGACGUGCGUCUGGGUCUACCGAUAACCUUUCCAUUUCAUCCACCGCGUCUAGUGCAUCGGUGGUUUUACGCAAGAUGGGGAAGGGAAUGAAGCGUGGGUUGAACAUCUUCCGUAAGGGAUCAAGUAAAGAGAAGAACAAGGAAAUGAGUGCUAUCGAUGAAUACGUUGCGGAAGCAUCGAAGGGACCGGUUGUCGGUCAUGGUCACCUUGAGGGAGUAAAUGUUGACCCACAUGAUGUUACUGGGGGCGGGACUCACUUUCCGAGUUUUGUUGACGAUGAUGAAGGAAGACCUGGACUUGCUUCGCUCGCGGAGGAAGCCGGGGAGGAGGGCGAGGAGUCUUCGACAGAUCGACGAAAGAGUUUGAUGUUGGGAGAACGAGCAAUGCCAUCCGAGUUGCAGCCUGGGAAUACGGUCUCUGGCGUAAACGCGGAAGAGAAUGGGUACAUCGCAUCAAGACAACGGAACGGCGCCAUACCAAGGGGUAUCUUGAAGAAUGUCGACGAUCCGUAUGGCUUGAAGGGGACUUCUUUUGGUCAACAUGCUGCAACGCCGUCGAGUGUGCCUCCCUCACUCACUGCUCAUUCGAAUGAGUCUGAUUUGACGAUUACACUCGCGGAUCCGCCGACAUCUUUCAGUGCACUUCCAAACAUUGAUGCUGGUCCACGUCUGGCAUUUGGAUCGCCCGCGCCAUCUGAAACGAAUUCAACAGCCUCGAGCCCUGCGAAAUCCGCCAAGUUUCCCAUCUCGUAUGCCGCCGCUGUGGCUGCGCCUAUGACACCUGGCAACAGAGGUCCAUCAGCGAGGAUCAAGUUUGCACCGCAGAUCACGGUGUUUGAUACGUGGCAUGCGACGGAGUAUGAUCGUCGCGGUGAGAUUGCUACAUGCGCUCGACUGACGCCUAUUUUGGCACAACGGAUCAAGGAGGAGUUGAACGCUUUCAAGAUGGAUGAGAUGAUGGUUCACGAGCAAUCAAGAGUGUACACGCACUUCUUCUAACGUUGCAGAUGCUCGAAGGAUACUCUACGGCGCACUUUUCUUUUUAUUUCCAUCGGCUGAUUUGCAUGC
Saitoella complicata NRRL Y-17804 is the source of this 1878-nucleotide messenger RNA. RefSeq lists its product as uncharacterized. The coding region runs from base 124 to 1809 and encodes 561 amino acids. Gene Ontology annotation, molecular function: actin binding. The record is from RefSeq and is a predicted model, not a curated record. NCBI's taxonomy places the organism in Eukaryota, Fungi, Ascomycota, Saitoellomycetes, Saitoellales, Saitoellaceae. Gene Ontology annotation, biological process: actin cytoskeleton organization. The transcript is spliced from 2 exons.